AUGCUUCCAAGCACAUUCAAAUGCCCAAUUACAGGAAGAACGCACACAAUUGUCUACAAAAACCAAAAUAAGGAUAAGCUAAUUAAAUAUUGCAAUGAUUUGGCUGAUUACAUAAAAAAUCAUCCCAAACAAUACAAAUAUUUGGCUGUCGACACAGAAGGAAAGAUCAAUGUUGCAGACUUAAACGAUGUCUUUGUUAUUCAGUUCGCAGAAUGCUUUGUAAAUCACAAUGAUUUAAUUAAUUACUAUAUUGACGAUUCAGCAGAAGAAUCAAUAGAACUUCAAGACGGAUUUAUCAUUUUCGACCCAGAUGAUGAUGUUAAGAGAGCACUAAGAUUAAUAUUCUCAAAUUACUUUAUUUACACGAUAUUUUUCGAUAUCACUCGAGAUGUUCUCGGUCUCUAUAAACUUGGAAUACCUAUCAACGGAAAACCAGACAAAACUGGCAAAGUUACAUUACAUACCGUCAUAGAUACUCAAUUCAGGCCAAAUAUUCCAUAUUUCCAGUCUAAAUUUGGUCUUAAAGAUGUGGUUAAGAGCAUUAGCUUCCCAUGCAAAGAAUUAGAAGCAGCAAAAGACCAAUUAGAAAUCAAAGAGUCGGUGAACUUCUCCCAAUUAAUUUAUGAGAACUUAGGCAAGCCAAAUUCCGAAAUCAUUGCCACUUACGCUGGUUUUCUUCAAUACAUUUCGAAUGAUAUUGCAUUUACAGCUUUAUCUCUUCUUCCGUACAUCAAAACGUGCACAUCCAUUAAGACUAUGCAUUCUCUCCAAGCCAAGCAACUCACUCAGCUUUGGAAAGAAGAAAACACGAUUGGAGUUGAUUUCGGAUCAAUUCUUUUAGAAAAAGCCGUGAGAUAUUCCAAAGAUACGCUACAGAAUCCAACCAAGGAUUUGUACAAUACGUGCAUCUGCGCAAUGAAACUAAUCAAAUAUUAUGACGCAAUCAAAGAAUUUAAGAAAAGUUUUCCGUUUACUAAACAAGAAUUAAUUCAGUUUCAAGAAAUAGCCACAGAAUGGAUAAAUGGAGACAAAUCCAGAAAAUUCCCUGCAGCUUUCAAUUUGAAAGCAGAUAUCUCUGAAUUCCGCAUCACAGGUAAGUUGAAUGACGAGUUCUUCAGAAUCUGGAUCGAAAUCAAAGAUAAAGUUCCUCAUAACUCUGGAAAUACUUUAAUUCACAUCUGCAAUAAGAUACAUCCUCAACUGUAUGAUUUCUUAAAAGCAUGCGAUGUAUUGACUGACGAAGAAAUGGCUGAAGCUUGUAACAAUAUUUAUCAAGCUAUUAUAGAUGGAAAAGUUGAUGAAUAUCUUCAAAAUUAA
This is a messenger RNA of Trichomonas vaginalis G3, 1317 nucleotides long. RefSeq names its product ribonuclease H-like family. The transcript has a single exon. The record is from RefSeq and is a predicted model, not a curated record. Lineage: Eukaryota; Parabasalia; Trichomonadida; Trichomonadidae. Bases 1 to 1317 code for a protein of 438 amino acids. Gene Ontology annotation, molecular function: nucleic acid binding.